Molecule: messenger RNA, 2444 nt
Organism: Spinacia oleracea (spinach)
Lineage: Eukaryota; Viridiplantae; Streptophyta; Magnoliopsida; Caryophyllales; Amaranthaceae
Product: cysteine-rich receptor-like protein kinase 44
Exons: 7
Coding region: 1-1905 (634 amino acids)
Biological process (GO): protein phosphorylation
Cellular component (GO): plasma membrane
Molecular function (GO): protein serine/threonine kinase activity; ATP binding
Source: RefSeq, a predicted model, not a curated record
AUGGCAUGCUUUGCUAUCUCUUGGUCUUCUUUACUUCACAUUCUGAUGUCUCUGCUUAUUUUCUCGAUUAAUCGUAUUGCAGUAGCUGACCCGGCCUAUGUAUUUUCCCUUUGCUCAGAUAUGCAAACUGUUGCACCAAGUAGUAAUUAUCAGACUAAUGUUGAUGCUCUUCUGUCUUCCUUCUCAUCUAAAAAGGCCAGUGAAAGCCUCUUCUACAACACAACUGUUGGUAUUGGAGCAAAUAAGGUCUAUGGCUUCUUUUUCUGUGGUUUUGAUGAAACUGUUGCUAUCUGCCAGAAGUGCAUUUCCUUGGCCAUCAACUCGUUGAAUUCCCGUUGCCGUGGACAGAAAGAAUCUGUAGUAUGGUAUGAUCAAUGUCUGGUACGAUACUCUAAUGAGUCUUUCUUUGGUACCAUGAAUGAUGCUCCAAUGAUACCUAUGUGGAACAGACAGAACGCUGUUGACAUACAGAACAUUACAAACAACCAAUUGGGUUUUAUACAAGUUCUGCUAGGAACUUUGAGAAAUGUUUCAUCCAAAGCAGCAACAGGUCCAUCCGGGAAAAAAAUUGCUACAAAAGAAGGGAAAUUUGUGGCUAAUUUGACAAGCAUGAACUUGCUUUACACCCUUGCUGAAUGCACCCCAGAUAUAUCUACGAGAGACUGCAACACUUGUCUCCAGAUGACUAUUGGCAACAUGACAGACAUGUGCAACAUGAAGGCAGGUUGUACUAUGAUGAAUCCCAGUUGUAAUAUUAGGUACGACGUAUACGCUUUUUAUGGAGAUGCCCUUACACCCACUUUAGGACCUCCGUCUGUUCCCUUUUCCGUAGGUAAGAAUCACAAAAAAAAUUCCAAGAAACCAAUUAUAGAAGCAGAUGAGAUUGAAACUGUGGACUCCUUGAAGUUCGACCUGAGCACAAUACGGAAGGCAACAAAUAACUUCUCAGCAGACAAAAAGCUAGGAGAGGGUGGGUUUGGUGAAGUUUACAAGGGAAAGCUUGAGGAUGGGAGUAUUAUAGCUGUGAAGCGGCUGUCUAGCCAAUCUGAACAAGGCAUUGGUGAGUUUAAGACUGAAGUAGUUUUAGUUGCAAAACUUCAGCACCGGAAUUUGGUCAAGCUAUUGGGCUUUUGCCUGUCAGGAAAGGAAAAGAUACUUGUCUAUGAGUUUUUGCCUAAUAUGAGUCUUGACCGUUUUCUAUCAGAUCCAACAAAGCGGGAAUCCUUAAACUGGAAAACAAGAUUUAAAAUCAUUGAAGGAAUUGCGAGAGGUCUUCUUUACCUUCAUGAAGAUUCCCGACUCAAAAUUGUGCAUCGAGACCUCAAACUUAGUAAUAUUCUGUUAGAUGAAGCUAUGAAUCCUAAGAUAGCAGAUUUUGGCAUCGCAAAGCUUUUUGGGGUAGAUCAAACUCAAGACAACACUGACCGAAUUGUUGGAACAUUUGGGUACAUGGCUCCAGAAUAUCUGCUUACAGGCCAAUUCUCAGUUAAAUCAGAUGUAUACGCCUUUGGGAUCAUAGUCUUGGAGCUUGUGAGUGGUCUAAGGAACAGGUUUUCACAUCAACAGAAAAUUGAAGAGUCACUCCUAUACAGGGCUUGGAGGCUAUGGAAUGAAGGGAUCCCAUUAAAGUUGACAGAUCCAACUUUUUGCAGUGAUUUUCCUGUUGAUGAAAUGGCUAAGUGCAUGCAUAUUGGAUUGUUAUGUGUCCAAGAUGAUGCAGCUAAGAGACCGCGAAUGCCAACAAUUGUUGGUGCUCUUAAUGGAGAAUCAAUCACUCUGCCUUUACCAACCCCGCCUCAUUUCUUGAGUGAUUCUGUUGAUAAUGGAAUCAAAGAGGAUGACUUGACCCAAUGUAAUCAUGCAUUAAGAGUGACGGAGAUUUUCACUGAAUUGUCACCUCGAUAAUGUUUAUUGCAGGCAAGGAUUCCCGUACAAAACUGUUAUUCAUGGUCAUAUAACCUUAUGCAGGAGUUAGUUGUCUCAGAACAUAAAGAAUAUGCUAUGACUACAAAUCAUGUACCCUGUUAUCGAUCUGAAUGAUGUAAUGACAUAGACUGAGGUUUUUGUUUUAAGAAUUCUACUUCAAAGGUUUCGCACAAAAGGAUCAGAGAGAAACCUGUUCAUGUGGUAAUCGAUUUGGUUUCAUUGCUUGAGCCUCACAGAUCAUAAUAAGAAGUCGAUUUGUUUGAGUUGCAGGCAGAUUUGAGAGUACGAGGUUGCAAAAGAAUGGAUAAGUCCUAGCAGUCGAGAGGAAGGGGUAAAAUUUGUUUGUUUUUCUUUAAUGCUUAGUCUUUUUAAAGGUACAUUCAAUUGUGGAUAUCCUUUAGGGAAUCAAAAGAUAGUAUCAAAAAAUGGUGACAGCUGAUUAUUUCUUGUUCAUAUCUAUUUAUUAUUAUUUUUUGGAGAAAGAGGGGCAUCUAAAAUUAUUAUGAUUACUUCUCAAA